Messenger RNA from Schizophyllum commune H4-8, 2349 nucleotides. RefSeq lists its product as uncharacterized. The record is from RefSeq and is a predicted model, not a curated record. The transcript has 5 exons. Gene Ontology annotation, biological process: attachment of mitotic spindle microtubules to kinetochore; mitotic spindle assembly checkpoint signaling. Gene Ontology annotation, cellular component: mitotic spindle; nuclear envelope; kinetochore. The coding region runs from base 83 to 2248 and encodes 721 amino acids. NCBI's taxonomy places the organism in Eukaryota, Fungi, Basidiomycota, Agaricomycetes, Agaricales, Schizophyllaceae.
CGGUCACGGUCAUUGCGCGUACGCAUACACCAGAGCGUACUCCCGGCGUACGCCUUGACUUAUACACCUGCUACCUAGCCGCAUGAACCCCGAAGAACGGCGCACGCGCGUGACGCGCGCAACGAGGCCGCCGACCGCGACGCGACCGACCAUCGCGUCCCAGGCGCGUACGCCCGGGUCGGCCUCAACCCGGCCUGCGCUGCGCUCAGUAGCCGCAUCAACACUUGCGAGCACACCCGUGCAGAGACCCAUAACGUCUACGAAACGGGAUUCCUUGCAAGCAGAGCUAGAGAAAGAUCCCCAAUUGUCCUCUGCGAAACGCCAGCAGCGCACGCAGGCAUUCUCUUCCUCGAUCGCCCAGUCCUCGCUCGAGCGGCAGGUCGUCUCGCUGCAGGCCACCAAGAAUGAGCUCGAGAACAAGCUGCGAGACAAAGACGCCGAGAUCGAGCGGCUCGAGACGGAGCGGCGGUUCCUGUCUGACCGUGAAGCGGAGGAGAAGGGCGCGCGGCAGAGCUCGCACACACAAUGGGAGGUGGAGAAGCGUAACCUCCACAACACUCUCAAGACACUCCGCGCUGCGUAUGAGACGCUGCAGGAGGAGCAUACCGAUCUCACCGACGAGCAUGAUCGGAUGCGCCGCAAGGGCGCGUCCGAGCAAGACGCGCUACGCCUGGAGGUCUCCCGCCUCGCCAAACACCUCGAACACCUCUCCCAGGAGCUCGAGGAGUACAAGACCGUCUCCGACGAUCGUGCACGCCGCAUCGCCGAGCUCGAGGCUGCCGCCGCCUCCGCUCCCGCCGACGCGCGCCCGGAUCUGGCGGACCGCUCAAGCGACGACAUUAUCACCGCCGAGCUCGCAAGGCAGACUACGUACAUCUCGACCCUCGAGCGGAGGAACGAGCGCCUGUCCUCCGAGGUCGACGCGCUCCGGGCGCGGCAUGCGAGCGUGGAAGUGCUGAGGGAGGAGAACCGGUCGCUGCAGAAGAAGGUCAAGGCCGUUGACGAGCUGCGCGAGGCGCUCGGGCAAGCGGAGGCGGAGCGGGACCACUGGCAGCAGCAGGCGAGCGCAAAGUCCGGGGAUUCGACGCAGGCGGCGGAGCUGGCUGCGGAGGUGUCGAAGCUGCGAGGAGCGCAGGCUCAGCUCGCGGAUGACCUCGGAAACAAGAGCGCAGCGCUGAGGGUGAAGCAGACGGAGUUGAUGGUCAUGGCUGGGGAACUCGACGCGGCAAAGCGAGAGCUCGACGCGGCGAAGAGCGAAAUCGACGAACUGAAGGACAAGGAGCGUCGUCUCAAUGACCGUGUCACUCUUGGGGAGCGCGAGAUCGGCUUCCUCAAGUCCAUGGUGAGCACUUACGAGCGCGAACAGGACAAUGCCCCUGGCGGUGACGAAUCCAUGUCCGUGGACGGCGAUUCAUCAACCGCCAUCAGCCCCGCCGCCACGCUCCGCAUCCAAAGCCUCGAGGAGCUUCUCGCCGAGUACAAGUCCACGAACGAGAAGCUCGCCGCCGAGGUCGCCCGCGCGGGCGAGCACCCGAGCGACCUCUUCCAGCAGACCGAGCAUCUGCGCGCCGAGCUCAAGGCCUCCGAGGAGAAGCACGCGGAGACGCUGGAGCAGCUCGACCAGCUCGAGCAGACGCUCUUCGAGCUCGGCGGCGAGAUCGCCGGCGGGCGCUACGUGCCGCCGAACACGCGCAUCCUCGCCGCGACGGACAGCCCGGAGGCGCACUGGUUCGCGGCGCGCACCGAGGCGCUCGAGGCGCUCAAGAAGGAGAACGAGGCGCUGCGGCAGCAGAUCUCGGAGGGCGCGAACGCGAACGCGGCGCUCCCGCAGGCGAGCGCGGACGCGUGGCAGCACGAGAAGGCCGCGCUCACGCAGGAGCUCGCGCAGGCGCACAAGCGGUGGCAGCGCCUGAAGCAGGUGUUCAACGCGAAGGCGGAGGAGUUCACGGAGACGGUGCGGAACGUGCUCGGCGUGAAGGUCGCGUUCUUCGGGAACGGGAGCGUGCGGGUGACGAGCGUGUACGACCUGGAGGCGCAGUUUGCGUUCGAGCCGAUCAAGGAUGGGAAUGCGGGCGAGGCGCGGAAGAUGCGGAUGGUGGGGAAGGGGAGGGGUGGUGGGGAGGAUGUGGACGAGCAGAUGGAGUAUUGGAUACGGAAGGAGGGGUCGAUUCCGUGUUUCCUGGCGACGAUGACGCUGGUCAGCUUUGAGAAGUGGAAACAGGAGCAGAUCGAGAAGGGGGCGUUGUGAUCAUAGCGGGCGUCUGGCGUGUACAUCUGUAUCAGUAUAUCUAUGCGUUGCUUUCUUGCUGUAAGUAUCAUGUCCAUUCUGGCGACGGCCUUCAGCUCGCU